Messenger RNA from Magnolia sinica, 2893 nucleotides. RefSeq names its product subtilisin-like protease SBT1.1. Gene Ontology annotation, molecular function: serine-type endopeptidase activity. Lineage: Eukaryota; Viridiplantae; Streptophyta; Magnoliopsida; Magnoliales; Magnoliaceae. Gene Ontology annotation, biological process: proteolysis. The transcript has a single exon. Bases 117 to 2432 code for a protein of 771 amino acids. The record is from RefSeq and is a predicted model, not a curated record.
CCUGUCAUCCACAAACCUAUUUGAUUUAAAGAUUUAAGACAUGAUCAAUCAACACUAACUAUAUAUGUUUGUGUGUAUAUUAUAUCAAAAAAUAUUCCAAUACUCCUGUAGAAACCAUGCUGCUUCAAGUCUCCUUCUUCGCCUUGCUGGCACUUAUGGCGGUGACCCCACACGCCAUGGCAGAAAGGCAAACAUACAUCGUGCACAUGGACCACACCAAGAUCACAGCCCUUGAUCGUUCUCUCCGCGGAACGAAGAGAUGGUACGAAUCAGUGAUCGACUCCAUCAUAGAAUUAUCAGCUCAAGACCAAGAAGAAGAAAAACAAGAAACAGAACCCCCACAGCUCCUAUACGUCUACGAAACCACCAUCUCUGGCUUCGCCGCCACACUCUCACCCAAACAAGCCAAAUCACUGCCCAGCAUCGAUGGAUUCCUCUACGCACAUGGCGACGAUUUGUUAACCCUCCACACCACGCACUCGCCGCAAUUCCUCGGCCUACAUGCCGGCAAAGGCCUCUGGAACGCACCCAACUUAGCAUCAGAUGUCAUAGUCGGCAUCAUCGACACCGGAAUCUGGCCAGAGCAUGUUAGUUUCAGUGAUGCUGACAUGUCCCCAGUACCCACAAGUUGGAAAGGCGCGUGCGAACAUGGGACCAAAUUCACCUUGGCGAAUUGUAACAAGAAGCUCAUCGGUGCCAGGGCUUUCUGGAAAGGGUAUGAGGCUGCUGCCGGCAGUAUGAAUGAGACGCUUGAGUACCGCUCACCGAGGGAUUCCGAAGGCCAUGGAACACAUACUGCAUCGACCGCAGCAGGUAAUGCCGUCGCAGGUGCAAGCUUGUUCGGACUUGCCAACGGCACUGCCAGCGGUAUGCGGUUUACUGCGAGAAUUGCAGCUUAUAAGGUUUGUUGGUUGGGAGGUUGCACUAGCUCUGAUAUACUAGCUGCCAUGGACCUAGCAGUCGCGGAUGGAGUCGACGUGUUGUCUCUCUCCCUCGGUGGGAAGAACCGGCCUUACCAUCUUGACAACAUAGCUAUCGCUGCAUUCGGUGCAGUGCAAAAGGGGGUGUUUGUAUCAUGCUCCGCUGGAAACUCUGGCCCAUCAGAACUGACGGUGAGUAACACUGCACCAUGGAUCAUGACUGUUGCUGCUAGUUAUUUGGACCGUAGCUUCCCGACUACAGUCAAGCUCGGCGAUGGAAAGGUUUUCAAAGGUGCGUCGCUCUACUCAGGAAAGCCGAUUAAAUCCCUACCGCUCGUCUAUGGGGACAGUGCAGGCGGCCAAGGAGCCGAGUACUGCACUGACAGAUCCCUCUCGCCGAAUGCCGUCAAAGGGAAGAUCGUUGUCUGCGAGCGAGGAUUGAAUAGCCGAGCCGGGAAGGGCGAGCAGGUCAAAAACUCCGGAGGCGCUGGAAUGCUACUUUUGAAUAAUGAUGAUGACGGCGAAGAGCUUCUCGCCGAUGCCCAUGUCCUCCCCGCUACUUCAUUAGGCGCGGUGGCGGGAAAGGCCGUCAAGGACUACGUCGGCACGUCCAAGAAACCAACGGCCAGGAUUGUCUUUGAAGGGACAAGAUACGACAAUCCUGCGCCAUUGAUGGCCGCAUUCUCAUCCAGGGGGCCUAGUUCAGUGGGCCCGGACAUUAUCAAACCGGACGUAACUGCACCUGGCAUGAACAUAUUAGCUGCAUGGCCCCCUACAGUGGGCCCCACAGGUCUCAAAAGCGACAACAGAACGGUUACUUUUAACAUAAUCUCGGGCACGUCCAUGUCCUGUCCCCAUGUUAGCGGAUUAGCGGCUCUCCUUAAAUCCGUACAUAGAGAUUGGUCGCCUGCUGCAAUCAAGUCAGCGCUCAUGACAACGGCUUACACGCACAACAACGAGAACGCGGCCAUGGGCGACGCGGGCUCGGGAAAGUUGGAGUCGGCCACUCCCUUCGCAUUCGGGUCCGGACACGUGGACCCGGAGAGGGCCUCAAACCCGGGUUUAAUUUACGAUAUUGCCACUAAAGACUACAUAGAGUAUCUUUGUAGCUUGAACUACACUUCUUCUCAGAUGGCGAUUUUGACAAGGGGGAGUUACAGUUGCCCGACGGAUCGGAUCCUUCACGCUGGCAAUUUGAACUACCCAUCUUUCGCUUUGAAAUUCGACACCGGGUCCAUGAAUGGGACGGCGACGUACGCAAGAACGGUGACGAACGUGGGCCCCUCGAGAAGUCGAUACACGGUGCAAUUACAAUCACCAGAUGGAGUUACUGUGAUAGUGAAGCCCAGUACCUUAAAUUUUAAGAAGAUUGGGGAGAAGAUGAGUUAUAAGGUGACUUUCGUAGCCACGGGUCCAAAACCGGGUUCGGGUAGUACUGCGUUUGGGGCGCUUGUUUGGGUGUGCGGUAGUGAAUAUUCUGUUAGGAGUCCCAUUGCAGUGACAUGGCAGUAGAGAAAGAAAAAUAGAAGAAAAUUAUCCACACGUGUAUAUGAACCCUCAAUCCGAAACGUCCAAAUCGUAAGUCGCAAUUGAGAUGAGGCAUAGACCCGAUACCAAAUUAAUAGGACCAUCUUAAGAUCCGAUUUCUAGACACUUGUUUGUUGAAUUAUAAUCAUCCUUAACGGGGCCACAAUGUUGACGGUUUGAGGUACACCAUGCUGCCACGUGUACAGUGGCUGCGUGCGUGCGUAUGGAUACUCAUCAUAUACAUGCUACUGGUGUAUAAUCAUAAAUCUAAUAGAAAAUUGAGGUAAUGUAUUAUGAAAGAAAAGGCAUACGCAUGUGACAUGUGUAUCCAUUGUAUCUUUCAGCUUCUAAUUUAUUAGGUAGAAGGUAGCAUCAUAUGUACUAAAAAUGAAAAGUUGUAAGAAUGAAAGUGUUUUUUUAAUAUACGGUUGUAGUUGGUGGUUGAC